Molecule: messenger RNA, 4123 nt
Organism: Lytechinus pictus (painted urchin)
Lineage: Eukaryota; Metazoa; Echinodermata; Echinoidea; Temnopleuroida; Toxopneustidae
Exons: 6
Coding region: 36-2156 (706 amino acids)
Source: RefSeq, a predicted model, not a curated record
AUACUCUUCUACAGGCCAACCAUUCAACCUCUUCAAUGAGUCUGGAGAAAGAAUUCAUGAGUGCAGAAACGCUCUCUGUGCUGCGUCAUAAGUUUUCACCCCAUUUUCGUGUAGAUCGUGAAAGCCUUACACCUAUCCUCAAUAUCGUUAACAAAUUAAAGAAUACGAUACCAGACGAAACUUACCGUCAAGUUGUGGGGCUAUUGGUACAGUACGACACUUCGAAGUCCAAGGAGAAACUCUAUAAAAAUAUCCUCAUUGAAAAUCGAUUACUUCAUAUUUUGAGAGAAUAUGACGGCCUCCGAUUCGAAUUUCUAGAUAUCCUAAACGACAUGGAAAGCAAUGAAGAUCACACUCUGAACGUUGAACUGAAUAAGUGGCCUACAAAGAAAUCAAUAUGCGAUGAAGGCAUAAUAGAAGAUAAUCAGAGAAGUGCUUGCCCAUCUUCAAAUAUUAGCGAAAUGCCAAUAAAUACCAUGGAGGACACAAAUGAAAUUCCAUCUCUAGAAUUCGGCCUGAGCAGACAAAUGUAUCAAAAGAUCCCAACGUCACUUCAUCAUUCGAACGAAGAGGAUGGGUCUGUAUCUGACGAGAUGCGAAACGAUAAUCACUUUGACACACCAGCACAGGAGGUGUUAAUCACUGAACACCAAGACGAGUCAACUGAAAAUGUAGGUGUGAAUGACAGAAGUGACAAUAGCGACUUGACUGCUGCAAAAUUGGAUUCUGCUAAACGAGGCAGGAGGAAGCGAAAAGCGCCAAACUGUGACGUAUCUGAUGGAGAAGGUGCUGGAGAAAUUAGUAGAGGAGAAAAGGGGAAAAGUGAUGCGUGUUUUUCAAGGGAAAAUACGUGUAAUGUAAAGGGGAGCAAGGUGGGAGGGAGAAUUAAAAAGCGCUCACGGCGUCAGGGAGCAAGGGAGAAUGACAUGAUGUUAAAACGGGUCGGAAAUCAUUGCAUCCUUAUUGGAGUUAAGGAACGUGCGAUGACCGGCGAUAGUAGUGACUGCAAUACGCAGAGCGAGACAGAAGCAAUAGGAAGCGAACACGUGACGAGUCAGGAUGAUGAUGACGACGAAGAGCGCGCUCUCGUCAUCGUUGAAGAGAAACCGUCAUCGACGUCGAAGAAACAGAAAAGACGCCGACCAGCAAAAUCGUCCGCAAAUCUUGUCAAAGUAAGCGCUUUGUGUCGGGCGGGGAUUAUGACUGAGAGAUGUGAGAUGAGAAAAAAGGCAGAGAAGGGGAAGAAAGAAUACGGCUUGAAUAUGAAGAGAGGGACGAGUUCAUUAGGCAGACAUACAUGUAGUAAUAUCAAUAACAACUCUUGUAAGAAUGCCUUGGGAAUUUCCAACGACGAAGUUUUAAAUACCAACCAGGCUAAACUCAAACCGCGGAAGUCAUAUGAUGAGAGAACGGUUCUUGACAUUCUUAGCUUGCCUGAUUCGCAGGAUUGCAGAUCGGAAAAAGAGGCAAAUCCUGAUAAGUCUACAAAUAUCAAACCACUGACCAGUUAUUUAGGUCUGUACCCUUGUGGGUCACAAGAAAAUCGUUUGUUUCCGAGACAAGACAACACCAAACUCUUUCUCAAAUCAGACAAGUGUGCGUCUGGAUUUGUCAACAAAUCAGCCAAGUCACACCAGGAGUCACCCAGUGCCUCCAGAAAGCAGUUCAAGUCAAGUCGCCCAAAGUACAAUCCAAACUUCCCAUUCUCUACUACUGCAUUCUCAGCUAUGUCCUCUAUUGCAGAAACCACCACCUUUGAAGGGAGUAACUAUCUUCAGACCGAAGACUCGAGCCAAGACGAGGUCCAUUACAACACCGGAUGGGACACAGCAUCAAGUCAAGAUAGCUGUUAUCUGGAGCGAGAGAGGUUGUACGGUCUCGGAACCUUUGCCCAGGAUGAUGGUGAUGACAUGACCUUCUUGAAUCGUCUUCUGCGAUCCCCAAGUCCACCGGGCUUUGCAGGGGGAAACAGCGAUCCUUCGGGCAGGAAGAGAAGGCAUCGCCACAAACCUAAGAGAGAGCGCAAACCAAAGAAGCCUAGAAGGAGUAGGAGACUGCGAGGUAAACAUUCAAGAGAGGGCAACGUAAGUACCAACGAUCCUCACCAAAACAAGGACGAUGGAGUAACUGGAAGAGCAUGCAACUGUUGUCGGUGAUGAAAUCUUACUUAGGUGACAUAGAUGGCAUGAUGCCAACCUCCAGACAGUCAAUAUCACAUGGACAUGAAUUCAACCGAAGUCGCUAUAAUUCACUCACAUCAAAUAACUAUUUAAAAACCAGCACAUAGAUACCAACAUAUUGCAAUAAUGGUACUGGGAAAAGGGGGACGAAAGGGAAAUUGAUACCGGGUGAAACAAUUGGAUAGGGCAUUUUAGCAUGAGAAAGGGAAGGGGUGAAAAGUGAGAAAAUGUCAUAUCUUGACGGCAAUACUGACGGACAGAAAGAAACAGACAGACGGAGGGAAAGAAUAAAGUAAUCGUACAUGUAAUAUGCAGAUAUGUGUUUCUCAAACUCUUUUGUAUCGAUGAAAGUGAGAGAAUUAUGGGACUUGUGGUAAAUUAAUUUGAAUACAAUUCACUCAUAAAGGACAAGUCCACCUCAACAAAAGUUUAUUUGAAUAAUAAGAGGAAAAUCCAACAAGCAUAACACUGAAAAUUUCAUCAAAAUCGGAUGUAAAAUAAGAAAGUUAUGACAUUUUAAAGUUUUGCUUAAUUUCACAAAACAGUCGCAACUGGUCGGUAUGCAAAAUGAGACUGAUCACGUCAUCACUCACUAUUUCUUUUGUAUUUUAUUAUAUGAAAUAUUCUAAUUUUCUCAUGUUCAAGUGAAACAAUGAUAAAUUCCUCCCUGAAAUAAAAUUAGCAUUAUUUAUAUAUGGCUCAGUCAAUUUGGUCCUUAUUGUCAUAUCAAAAAUGAAAUAUUGUAUAAUUCAAACAAUAAAAAAAAAGAAAUAGUGAGUGAAGGACAUCGACUGUCUCAUUUGCAUGUCUCUGUAAUGUGCAUAUCACUGUUUUGUGAAAAAUAAGCGUGCUUUGAAAUGUCAUAACUUUCUUAUUUUAAAUCUGAUUUUGAUGAAAUUUUCGGCGUUUUGCUAGAUUGAUUUUUCUCUAUUCAAAUAAACCUUAUUUGGGGAUGGACUUGACCUUUAAUGAUAUAACAUUCUAGCCAUUUUCACAAGACACAGCCAUCACACAGCAUCAUAUACAAUGGUACAAAACACAACUGACAAUCACUGUGUAAGUACAGUGUAGAAAAGAAUAAUCUUUAUUUGGAUGUCUUCUUCAUAGCACAAAACAUGACACUAAAAUGCAACAUCCUAUCAAAAAGAAAUGUGAGAUGAAGACACACAAAAAGGCACACUUGAUUUCAAUGACUUCUACGACAUUCUUGCUAUUCAAGUUAAUAGUGCUACCAAAAAGUCAAAUUUGUCACAAUAUAAAGAUGUCUUUUACAUUUACAAUCAAGGUAAAAAGUUGAAAAGUACUGAAGAAUGAUAAACAUGGACGAAUUUGAUUAAGCAUAAAAACAGAAAUACAGUUCGUUUGAAAAAAAUGGACGGAAAUUAAACAUUUUACAUUGAAAUGACAAUAUAUAAUUUGAAAACAUGUAAAAUAUACAUUCAAAAGUACAUAGAAAGAUGUCUACAAGUAGAAUAAUUGAAUGUUCAUAAUUGCAUUUCAGGAAAUAUAUUUGUUUAAUUUUAUUCUUUUCAACAUUUAUUAUAUCUAUUUAUUUGAAAACCUGAUCAGUUUUGAAUACAUGUAUAUUCUAAUUUAUCUAAUUUAUUUGAAUACAAAUUUUAUUCAUUUUUAUGUAAUUAUCUACUUGUUGAUAAGGAUAAUUAUAUGUAUAAUACUUUGAACUUUAUACAUUCAUUCUUAUUUGUUCCUUAUCCAAAUUUCCUUUUAGAUGCAAUAAUUAACUUCCAUUGAUUACAUCAAAUGAGAAGUAGAUAAUUUGGUUGAUUUUGUUUUGUUCAUUUCAUAUUAACUGGAUUCCGAGUUUAAAACAAUUUUUAAAGAUAAUGGCUAUACAAUAAUGGCUCCAAAGCCAGCACAGCUGAAUUAAUGUUACCAAUUUUUGAAGUACAUUUACAUAAAUAUGUUUAUAUUAUUAUUAUUAC